Angiostrongylus costaricensis is the source of this 2016-nucleotide messenger RNA. Lineage: Eukaryota; Metazoa; Nematoda; Chromadorea; Rhabditida; Metastrongylidae. The record is from the annotation of a GenBank genome assembly.
AUGGCGAAUGGUGUGGUCGCUUCUCUUCCUCGUAUCCGCGCAACGAUUGGACAUAUCCCACAGAGGUUGAAGACCGCGAACAUAGAACCCAGUUCUCGAGCUCGUCUUGAGGUACUUCGACGGAUUGUUACACGUUUGGUUCGUGAGGAACGUGCAGAAUUCCAGUGGAACAGAGCCGUUGAAGCCCGACCAUAUAUGGAAAGGCUGAUCCAGCUUGGAUUAGAAAGGGGUGAACAUGACGAAUACACCGUCGAGAUGAUGGAAUGGUGGCUUCCGGAAAGGGAUCUGAUAACAAAAAUGUAUAAAGUAAUCAUACCUCGAUUCGUGGAUCGCGAAGCCCCAUUCACUUCUAUAUAUCGUCUACCAACGCAACGUCUUGUACAGUACAAAAAAGGCCCAGUGGAGAUGUGGAGGAGAUACGAAAUUGCUGUGUUGGAAAUAGACGGCAAUCCGUUUCCACCAGUCUUGGGUGAGAAAGCGAAUAACUCAUCAUCGCUAUUGAACAUCUUGCUAAAGGAUGCCCUCAAUAAUCGGUUGAAUAAACUUCGGACGAACCACUUUCGAACGUGUGCGAUGACUCACCUCUUAGAAUGGCCGGAAUUAUCUGUCCUAACGCAGGAACAGCGAUUUGAACUUGUAUUAAAAGGUGUUGAUUCCCAGAGGAGAUCAGCACUGAGCGAUGAAGGUCUUCAAAAAACAGUUUUUGAGAAGAAUCCCCAACUGAACUUCAUAAGCAUAACAGGAUGCGGAUUGUCGUAUCUUUCUCCUUCGAUCACUGCUUGUUCACAGCUGACGAAGCUUAGCAUCACAAGAAAUGAGCUCACCAGUGUUCCAAAGGAGAUUGGAGCACUUUCGAAGUUGACUUUUAUCGAUCUUAGCGACAAUGGUUUGGAACACUUGCCACCAUCCUUUUCAAAUCUGACUAAACUUGAAACUUUUGUGGCUACUGGAAAUCGGCUCACAAGUGAAGGACUGUUUGAUUUCUCAACCAUGCAUGGUCUGUUGGUGCUCGAUCUCUCUCACAAUAAUUUAGUAGAAGUGCCUUCGACAGUGAUGAGUGCGGAGCUCGUCCGUUUGCACACGCUUAAUCUUGCCCACAACAAAAUUACUGAGGUGCCUGAGCAACUUAGCUUAAAUCAUCAUUUAAAGACAUUGGAUUUGUCGGCAAAUGCCAUAACCGCUUUACCGUGGGCGGUUGGGCAACUGGAAAAGAUUCGCAUGCUGGAUUUAUCUCAAAAUCCAUUUAAAGAUGGACGCUUCAAAAAGCUUACUAAUGAUAGGAGGGCUAAGGUCUCUGCUAUUAUUGCAUAUAUUUCAAAAAAUAUCUCGAAAUUAUCCAUGCAUGACUCCACUGGCAUGGCCGAAGGAGAUUUAAUAUCAGGAGAAUCGUUAGCUAAGAAUGAAACUAUUGUUUGGAUGGGUGCCGAAGACUUUUAUGUGAAACGUCUUGAGUCGGUAGUUCCAAUUCGACCGUUUCUUUCAUGUUGUGUCUUGAGUAAUCUUGAUCUCACCGGUGAACAUUUCAAAAAAUUCAUCAAUAUACAGACAAAACUUCACGAUUCAUCCUUAUGUGGUCACCGUACGAUAGCCGCGAUAGGGACACAUGAAUUGAAGGCAUUCAGGCCACCACUGAAUUAUCUUGCCCUUCCUCCUGAUGAGUUACAUAUCACAGCACUGCAUAAGAAGAAGCCUGUAAAUGCUCGCGAAUUGGUGAACGCGCUUGCUAGGGAUGCCGAUUUGGCACGAAAGAGGACGAAACGCAAUACUUUGAACCCUUUGCAUAGGUUAGUUACAUACAUUUUUUACCAAUAUCUAAAUCUAGUUGUCGAUCUGCCACUUCUUCCAUGUCUCAUUGAUGCUCAAGGACUAGUCAUUAGUUUGCCGCCAAUUACUAAUAGCGAUCUAACCAAAGAAACGCAAUCUGUAUGGGUGGAGGUUUCGUCAACGGAGUCGAUAGUAGUCUGUAAAAAGGUAUUCCUAUAUUUUUUUGCACAAGAGAGGGGAAAAAUGGAGUGA